This is a messenger RNA of Aspergillus nidulans FGSC A4, 454 nucleotides long. RefSeq lists its product as uncharacterized. The record is from RefSeq and is a predicted model, not a curated record. The coding region runs from base 110 to 430 and encodes 106 amino acids. NCBI's taxonomy places the organism in Eukaryota, Fungi, Ascomycota, Eurotiomycetes, Eurotiales, Aspergillaceae. The transcript is spliced from 2 exons.
AGAACUCGGCUGACCCAACCUGGUUUAGAGACAGUGAGGACGCAACAGAGACAAAAUCAAGGCAGACGCAGCCAUCAGCUUUGAGUCAAGCCAGGUCGGUGGGCUUGAGAUGCAAGGGAGCUGUUUCACCCUCCAUACUUGCCGGUGCAGAUCAAUAGAGGAUACGGUGCAUCUUACACCGCUUCAUCAGAUUGCAACGUGCUAUGAAUUACCUGAGCAUUCCCGGUCUCAGUCUCUAUUUUGGUGUAUCAUGGCAAUGCCCUCUAUUGUUGUGUGUUCAGGUGGACAUUCAGCCACGCUAGCCGAUGAUCAGACGACCACCGGCACCCGGGCCCCUCUGAGAGCUUCAGCUCACGACCACUCGUCGUCCGCGAAAGCAUAUAGAAUACGCGUUGCUGAAGAUCGAUGCGUUCGUAGUUGCGCCGCUUAAUGCCGGGACCUGCUUACGCCGACU